UAGUGACAGCUGAUUUGUAAUUUUUCAAUAAUUUUCAUGUAGCAAGCUAGCAACCUGUAAAUAGAAUUUUAUUUUGUGAUCCUGUACUGUUUAUCGUGUAAAAUAUAUCAGUGUUAAAAUGCCUCGUUUUCAUACAGUAGAAAUAAAUAAAACCGAAUGGAUCGUACCGGAACGUUAUCAAAUGCUUACACCUGUGGGCUCAGGCGCGUACGGUCAAGUAUGUUCUGCCAUAGACACGGUGCACAAUAUGAAAGUUGCAAUUAAGAAGUUAGCUCGCCCAUAUCAAUCUGCAGUACAUGCUAAACGAACUUACCGUGAACUUCGUAUGUUAAAACAUAUGAAUCACGAAAAUGUUAUUGGACUACUGGAUGUCUUCACACCAGAAAAAAAUUUAGAAGAUUUUAAUCAAGUUUAUCUGGUUACACAUUUAAUGGGAGCUGACCUAAACAAUAUUGUUCGAACACAAAAAUUGUCUGAUGAUCAUGUACAGUUCCUUGUAUAUCAAAUACUAAGAGGACUUAAGUACAUCCAUUCAGCAGGAAUAAUUCAUAGAGAUCUCAAACCAUCAAACAUUGCUGUCAAUGAAGACUGUGAACUGAAGAUCCUAGACUUUGGCUUGGCUCGGCCCACUGAAACUGAAAUGACUGGUUAUGUGGCAACUAGAUGGUACAGAGCUCCUGAAAUUAUGCUUAAUUGGAUGCAUUAUAACCAAACUGUUGAUAUAUGGUCUGUGGGUUGUAUUAUGGCUGAAUUACUUACAAGCAGGACUCUCUUUCCUGGUACAGACCAUAUUGACCAUCUCACAAGAAUAUUAUUUUUAUGUGGGAAACCCGACCAAGAGACUAUAGACAAAAUUUUAAGUGAAGAGGCUCGCAAUUACAUACAAUCGUUACCAACAUUAAAACGCCGCGAUUUCCGUGAAGUGUUUCGUGGUGCCAACCCUCUUGCGAUCAAUUUACUUGAGCUUAUGCUCGAGUUGGAUGCUGACAAGCGUAUAACAGCCGAACAAGCGCUGGCGCAUGAGUACUUAACGCAGUAUGCGGAUCCAAGCGAUGAGCCGGUGUCGGCACCCUAUGACCAGAGUUUUGAAGAUAUGGACUUGCCUGUCGAGAAAUGGAAGGAAUUGGUUUGGAAUGAAGUGGUAGAGUUCAAACCUCACCCGCAGCACAUGAAUACUGUAGUUGAGGUCAACCCUUCUUAAUCAUUUUAGUUUUAUAUGCCGGGACCCUUGCACAAACCUUAAAAAAACAGUUUUUUUAUAGAAAUAAAAAAAAUGCAAUAUACAUUGUAUUCUUACAUAGCAAAACCAAAAUAGGCCUUUUCGAAAGUUUUGUGUUAAAGGUCCCAAAUUCAAUAUUAGCCUGUUUUAUUUACAUGCUAUUAAGUAUUAGAUAACAUAUUGUUUUGCUCAUACUUAUUAAUAUUUUAUAAUCAACUCUCCUCUAGAGACUAGAAGGAAUAAAUUUUUUUGUGAGGCGUAAAAACUAGUUUUACGCAUAGUGAUACAAGUAAUAAGAAAAUGAUUUGUCAGUUCAUAAUUAUUAGGGUGAUAUUCGGAAACGAGACUUUCGUAAAAUCUCGUUUCUGAAUCUUGCUUCGCCUCUUCCACGAUCUUUAAGUACAGUAUUGAUAGUUACAAAUUAACGAAAAUCUACAAGAAAUGGUUGGAAAAUCUAC
Molecule: messenger RNA, 1677 nt
Organism: Pieris napi
Lineage: Eukaryota; Metazoa; Arthropoda; Insecta; Lepidoptera; Pieridae
Gene: P38mapk
Product: mitogen-activated protein kinase p38b-like
Exons: 9
Coding region: 119-1201 (360 amino acids)
Biological process (GO): protein phosphorylation; intracellular signal transduction
Cellular component (GO): cytoplasm; nucleus
Molecular function (GO): MAP kinase activity; ATP binding
Source: RefSeq, a predicted model, not a curated record